AUUUUUUUAAUUUUUCUUAGUUUAAAACUUUAUAUUGCAACUGAAACUACUCAGUUAUGGACAUAUGUAUAAUGUGGCCGUUUCCGUGGUGAAAGUCACGCAUGGGUGGAGUUACUAUUACCAAAUGAGUUCUCGUAAAUAAAAUUCUUUCUCCUUAGUUAGUCAAAAUUUAAUUUACAGUUGGACUGGUUCAUAUACGUGUACAUUUAACUGACUUUUAUUUACGAAAACUCAUUUUGUUAUAGUAACUCCUCACAUGCGUGACUUUCACCACAGAAACGGCCACAUUUUACAUAUGUCCAUAACUGAGUAGUUUCAGGUACAACAUAAACUGAUAAAAAUUCAAAAAAAUAGAGUUCAAGAAAAAGACAUGAAAAACAAGAAAAUUUUGUUCAAAUAAUAAAACAAAUUAUAGAUCAAUAAUCUUAAAGUUAAACACAUGUAUUGGGUGAUGCAGUCUUCUCAAAUACACUAUAUCUUGUUCAUGCAAAUGUGUAUCACAAUACGCGUGUCUCUACAAGCGUGAACGACCAAAAUCAUCUUAUAAGUUUGGUGGAAUGAAAAGGAAUGUAUUAGAUUUAGAGAAUGAACUCAAACUCAAAGAGGAAGAAGAAAAAGAAAAAGGAAGAAGAUGAUAUUUGUUAUAUACUCUGUGUAUAUCAGAUUCUAUGUAUCGGUUUAAUCAACAAAACAUUUUAACCAGUUUGUAUAGUAUAUGAAGUCUCAUACCCCCUACAAAAUUAUUAUACAAGUUGUGUAAUCACUUCUUCUCAAUCAAAGUCUUGAAUAUUUAAGGUUGAAUAAUUUGAUGAACACAUUAGCUAGUUGAAUUUGCAUAUUGUACACGUAGUCUUGAGAAAACCACUUUACCGCCCUUCCUCAACUAGAUGGCGGUCAUUUUCUAUAUAUUUCAUUCUCUCAUGAUAGACAUGACUAGAAGCAGCAUCAGAGCUAAACAUAUUUUUGACUAGAAUCAUAAUAUUUAAAUUUAAGAUUAAUGGGGUCAAAUGCCAAAUUGUAACUAAAUAUUAUAGUAAUUUUGUUUAAAAUACACUAAUUUGCCCCCCUAAUUUGGGGGGGUCACUUGACCCUACAAGUCUCUUAGUGCCCUGACUAGAAGCAAUAUGCAGAGCAUAUCGAUUGUCACAAUACAAUGUGGCUGGUCCUGGUGGUGCAUAAUGUAAAUAACUGAAAAGGCUGUGAAUUAAUUAAUCCAUAUUAACUUGCAAGUAGCGUCAACCAUAGAUUUGUAUUCAGCUUCAGAACUGAUUCGUAAGACUGUUGGUUGUUUAUUUGAUCUCCAAAAAACAAGAGACUCAUAGAAGAACAUACAAUACCAAAUAACAUAUCUUUCUGUACCGAACAAGCUAACUAAUCAGCAUCAAAGAACGUUGUGAGGUUGUUUUUCGAUGUGGAGAAAACAAAUAGUCCUUGACUCAAUGUAUUUAAGGAUUUGAGAACCAUGUUAGCAGUUUGUAAAUGUGAGUACCUUGGACUCGCCAUAUAUUGACUGAAUUUAUGGACAUCAUAUGCAAUAUUUGAUAGUGUUAUGAGUGAGAUAGAGUAAUCUUCCAACAAUCCUUCUUUAAACAGACACAUCAUCAAGGAGAGUUCCAUUUAUCAAAAAUUAAUUAGAUAAUAUUUUAAAUUUAUUGGGAUUACACAGAGACUAAUAGACCAUAAGCUCUAAUUUUUAAAAGAUUGUGUGAAUAUAGAUUCACAUCGAAAUUUCAAUAGGAUAUGAAUAAUAAAAGAUUUGAAAAACUCCACUUAAUACUAAUUAAUUUUAAAUUGAAAGCAAAAAAGCUUAACAUACUAUCGGAUGUCCUAAACCUAAAUACUAAAUUUAGUAAUCGAUCUACACACUUAUAAUUUGGCCAAAAAGUUGUUUGUGCUUUCAAGCCCGAUGAUGAUGGUCUGCGAGAUCCAAGGCUAGAAGAAUCAUUAUCUCAAGGAAGUAUAUUGGGAUUAUGUAAAGAUUAAUAGACAAUAAAUCUAAUGUCUAAAGAGUAUGUGAAUAUAAGUUUUCGUAUCGUAGUUUCAGUAGACAUAAGUAAUAUAAAAGAUUUGGACCACUAAGAUUACCGCAAAUUGGGUUUAAGUUGAAAGUUCAGAAACUUAACAAAGUACCGGAAACCUACCUGCUUAUAAGAGGUACUUAAUUGUUCGUUCUUUUGAAAAACGAAUAUUUUCUUUGUAGAAUCUAUCAUCUCAUUGGCAUGUGAUUUCAAAGGUCCCUUUUCAUAUUAAUAAGAUUCCUUAGUCUCUAACGCAAACGUCUCGGCCUUUUUCAUGCUUAUUUUACUUUUUGUUUGUCAUCUUGUAGUGUGAUUGAAAAGUAAAAGUUAUAACCAAACACUUUUAUUCCCAACAAGACAACCUUCUUACUUAGUUACAAUGACAAAUGUCUACAUAGUGGGGAACUCUUCUAUUCCAUUCAGUACUAGGUCUGUGCACUGGGUAGAAAAGGUUCGGUUCAGAAAUCUGGUUUUCUGGUUUGUUCGAGUUAAAAAAGUUCAAAUUAAUUUGAAUUAUAAGUUUGGUUUGGUUCAGUUCCGUAUUGAAGCAAAAGGUUCAGUUGUAAGAAAAAAAUCGCUACAACUAGGCACAAACUCGACACAACUGGUACUCGAUCCAGAGACCGGUUAUCCAAAACCGAUUAACGCUAACUGGAACUCCACACGACUUGACAUCGGCUGAAAAAUUUAAACCAAAACUGUAAUUUUAGCCAUCUUAUCAUGUCUAUGUUCAACAUAUCUAACUUUAUAUAUCUCUUACACUAUUAUUAUUUAUCAUUCUUCUAAUUAUUCCAUCUUCUACUAGAUUAUCUUUUACCCAACACUUUAAUUUAAUCAUCCACCAUACUCACACUAUAGAACGAUGACGAUCUUCUCGUUGAAAAUACUUUUAUGUACAUUUACAUGCACACAAAGAGAGAUGCAUAUUUAUAUUGAAUAUUCGUGUGUUGUUGCUUUAGAAGGCAGCACAUGGAGAUGGAGUUGUAUGAAAAUUAUUGCGGGAUAAUUCCACUUUUCAUUCUUUUUUGUUUCCAUCAAAAACUACUAGCAGAAUGUAUAGCUUUACACGCCAGUUUCAACCUUUAGAGGCGGCUUUAAAUUAUAAAAUCAAUUACAGAGUCAAAUAAAAAGUAUAUGUAUAAUAAUAUCAUAUGCUUUUUAUUUAUUCUUGUGGCAAAUUACAGCAUUAAGAGCAUACAAAUGAUGCCAAAUGAUUGCACCUCUAAGCAUAUACUUUAAAUGUUUAGUCUACAAAACAUAUAGCAGCCACAAAACUUAUCCAUGUACAUGAGUUGGCAUUAUUGAUUUUUCAGUUUAAUUCUGAAAUAUGCAAGGACGCUAGUCUUACAGACAAUGAUUCACAUGUUCAGUCAUAAGUAGAAAAUAUGUAUUCCGAGUUCUAUACAUCUACAUCUACAUCAUCUCAAAUCAUCCGUACAUAAAAUUAGGUAUAUAGGAUUAUUAAUGAUCACACUAAAUCACUUUUAACUUUAAUUAAAUUAGGUCAACAACUAUAAAAAUAACAAUCGCAAAACCACUAAACUAGAUGCUGUUUUUCUAUAUGACAAACUAUAGUUUAUUAAAUAUCACACUGUUUUCUUAAAAGAAAAAGUUAAAUUAUUAAAAAGCUCACCAUUCAGGAUUUUCAUUCGAGCUAGUUCGGUGGGAAUAUUGAGCACCACUGAUUUUGUUUGUGCUGUAUACUAUGCUUUACACAUAUAUGAUAUUAUAAUGUAAUAAAAUACUAUAUGUGUAGCCAAAGAGAAAAUUGGCCUUGACCUGGAUGACAAUUGGCAUGUUUCUUGGUACUAAUUCAAAGCACCACUCUUUUUUUUUUUUUUUUUUUGUCACUAAUUCAAAGCACCACUCAAUUAAGCCUACCGAAAACUUUUUGAAAAAUUAUAUAUCUAAGUUUUUAAUUGCAAAUUAUCAAACUUAAACCCCACCGAGUUUACCAUAAUAUGAAAAACUUAUAUAAUAGUUUCCCCUCGCAUGUUUAGUGAUUUUUUUAAUACGAAGUAAUUACACAUUUUACGAUACCCAGUAAGGAUGAGUAAACACGGUAAAGGGCUGCAGUAAUUUCUCUUUAAAAAGAAACCAUUUUCGGGUUUCGGAGAUGUGUACGAGUGGGAUACACAUCGUAUGGUCAAUGUUAUUAAUUUGUCUGUUGUGACAAGUGGGAUUACACACUUUCAAUUGCUUUCAGUUAACAAUUGGGUUUCUUUUGAAUUCACUGUUUAAAUAUUAUGUCUCCUUUUUACUUUUCAAACAUGUAAAGUUGGUAUUUCGUGUGUGUUUGUGAAUCUUUAACUUUAAAUAUGAUCACAUGCCAAAGCUGGUGACAAUAAGAAUAGAAAAAUGCUCAAUAAACUAUCUUCUAUCUCCACUUUUAAUUCAUAUUGCAUUUGCUAUUGUCUAAUUCGUUUUUUUGGGAAAUUGAGAUUUAUUAAAUCAUUCACAUUGGUAGAGUUUUUUUAAAAGGAAUUUUAAUUUCACAAUAUUAAUACUUUGUUUUAAUCUACUUAUUUAAUUAAGUUUUAUUUAAAUAAAUUAGGGCAUUUAUAAAUAAAUAUGUGUUAAGGGAGCUUUUCAUGGGUAUCUAAACUUUCUUAUUCGAAAAUUCACUGGAAUUACUCUCUUACAUCUCUUUUAGCUUUCAUAUAUAUAUUCUUAAGUUUUUGCGCUAAGAUAUAAAAUAUGUAAUCGUUGACAAUAAAAUAAAAUAAUAUUUAUGUAACAAUGAAAAUGCUAAAGUGAUAUCUCAGACACAUAAUAAAGCCCUUCAAAUAUCUGAAACAAAAACUUAUUGUUGAACCUUACCGUGCCAAAAUAUAUUCAAAGUUUUUUAUUUCAGUUAUUUGAGACUUCACAUGUUGUCAUGUCGACAACCUUCUCUACGAAUAUCAAUGUAUAUUACGAAUUGAGUGGCUAUUUGUCCACUAAUUUAUGAACGGAAUAAUAGAUUAUAGUUGCACAUUCCUAGACGUUGCCUUUACCAAAUUGUUUUGUUUUUGACAUGCCUUUAUUAAAAUCCCGCUUUCUAGCAGUUGUGACAUAAUUUUCCAAAUCAGUAUCACAUGCUUUCUUUCUUAAACCAAUUUAUUUUAGGAAAAUGUGAUUUAAAUAUGAUUGAGGCGAACAAUAAAAUGUAUUUUUAAUUUGGAUGGCACGCAAGACGACCCAACCUUUCUUAUUUUGCCACCAAGUCACAGUCUCAUUCGGAAAGCAACUCCUUGAUCAUUUUAAAAACUCUUUGGUCACUAUUCCUCAUUUUUUGGGUUUUCUGUUAAAUUAAUCAACUAUAAUUCAUGGGAUGUUGAUUGUUGAAAAUAUAAUGUUCUAAUCAACGAUUUUAUAAGAGUUUCAAUAAAUUUAGCUCAACAAUAAUAAUAAAACAUUUACUCAAUCUUCCAUUUUUGCUAAGAAUAUAUAUUAGUUAAAACUUGAUGUAAAAAGUUUGGACAAAAAACAUAUAACAAAGAGUGAACCAAGAUACUUUUGAUAUUCACUCCUUUUAUAAGAAAAUACUUAUAUAUAUACAGUAAAAUAUAUCAAUACCCAAUAAGACUUUCAAAUCCAAAAAAAAGUGAAAUUACAUCCCAUAUACACAACUUUUCUCAUAAUUAAUCUUUUUUUUGACAUCAAACAUCUACAGAUUCAUAUUGACUCUGUAAACCAAAUCGGUAACUCUGCAUCCAACCAUAGUUAACUAAAUACCUUAAAUCUCACACCUUAGUAUCUUUGUUGAUAGGCACACAACUUGUCAUAUCAUGUGUAUUUACUUAAUUUCCAACUUUUUGUAGUUUUUUAGCUAAUUGACUCUAAAAAAAAACAAGGAAUAUUCUCAUGCUAAAGCCACAUGAAAUCAUUCAACCUCACCGAAUUACAUGACCAAGAAGUAACCACAAAGUUUAGGCAAUAUUCAAAGAGACAUUCAAGCAAUCUGGACCAAAGCCAAAGCUUCGUCAACAACUUGAAAGAAGUUUAGCGUCAUUGCACAAAAAAAUAUUGAUCUAAAAAAUAAAGUUACCGACUCUAGGCUACAAAUCUGAGCCUAAGAGAAUUUUCUUAAAUCCGUUUCAGUCCUCUGAAAAAGUUAAUAAUAAAAAGCUUAAAAUCCAUACCACCCAAAAACCUCUAAAGCUUAAAAAAAAUUGAAAAAUCAAGGUUUAUAGAUCCAGCACCGUCUUUACCAAAAUCACAAACCCCAUCGACAACCAAAGCGAAAGACAACAAAUGAGCCAAUAACUCUUGCUUUGUCCUAGAAAGACCAAAGAAAAAGAAAGGAGAAAGGAACCAAUGCCAAUACUCCCGAACCAUUAUGCAACCACCAUUUUGGUUAUCCCAACACUAGAUCACCGUCUUCUAGCAAUUCAAAGAUCACAAGAGGUAUAUAAAAGCUUUGCCAAGUAGCUGCAUGAAACCGUUGGUCAGAACCACCACAAAGCCGAGCUAAUUAAACCCAAAAAGAAGGCUGAUACAAAAACAUUUUAUAGAGGAAUCCUCUCAUAUUACGAGCAAUAGAUUUGGUGAAGGCAGCCAGGAAAAACUGAGUUUCCCAUGAGAGAGAACAUUUUCCCAUAUAUCAAAUUUCGACAUAGUUUGAUAAUAUAUAUGAACAUUUGCUCUACGUCAUUUUUGGUUGGGUCUUGAUCUAAACUUUUUUUUGUCUUGAUGUAAACUAAGAAAGGUAGAAUAGCGUGGAAUGAAGUGUGUAAGCUAAAAAAUAGAGGAUUGGUAUUAAGACCUGUGAAGAAAGUGAAUGUAGUAUGUUGUUUCAAACUGAUUUGGAGAAUAGCUUUCUCGCAGCCAUUAAGGUGGGUUAAAUGGAUCAAGUUACACUUAUUUGGAGAGAAUACCAAAUAUGGAUCCUGGAUAUGGAGAAAGCUGUUGAUAUAUAGGGAUUCCGCCAAAUGGUUUCACAAAUUGAAGUUAAAAGAAGUCAGUUUCAUUUUGGUUUGAUGUACUGACAAAUUAGGAAGCUUAUUUGAUAUUAAAUGGUAAAGAAGUUUCAUUGACUUGUAGAUUCUCAUCCAUGCAUUAAAUAAGGAAGCAAUGAUAUUCAUGCAUACGUUGUGAGAGUGAGUGUAGUUUGAAAUUUUGUAUCUGGAAGGUUGUUGUAUUCACUGGCUAGCGGAUCAACUGCUCGUAUUCUUGAGGCCGGAAUCAGUUGCGUAAUAGACUAAUAGUACAAAAAUUAAACUAAAUUAAAUUAUUAUUAUGAAACAAACCCAUUCACUUUACAGAAAAUAUGAAAGAUGUUAUUUUAGUUUUAUAUAUUUGUCGCGAUUUAAUAUUUUCGUUUGAUCUUGGAAUUUUCAAAGCUACAUAUUUCUCAAGAUAUAUAUAUCCACUCUCUUUGGCGUACACAUUAUAUAAUUAUUUUCUCUUUUACGAUAAGUUAAGUGAUAUUUUUGUUGAUUUCGAACAUAAAUUUUUUUAACGGACUCCUCGUACAAACUUAAUCUCAUAUUAUUAUUUUUAAAAGAUAGUUUGUUUACAUAUAAAUAUAUAUGUUACAGUAAAAUAAAAUUUAUAAAAUACAUUUUACAUGAAUUUUUUUAAGUUUUAAAUUAGCCAAUCUCUUAAAUACAAGGGUUAAUUUAUUGUUGAAUAUAUAAAACUACAGCCUAAUCACAAAAUGAAAAUAAGCUUAACUAAUAUAAACUAUGUGCAGCUCUAUAUUAAUAGUUUCGUUUAAUUUUUAUAUUAAUAUUAAAAUCUACACUAUGUAAUGAAUUUAUAUAUCAUAUAAGUUACAUAUAAUAAUUUGGAUACAAAAUUUCAAAACUAUCAUAUACAUUUUAAAUAAUUAAAUAAGAGUCAUUCAUACAAAUGUGCACCAAAUAAAUAUAUUAUGAUCAUGCAUUUAUAUAUUGUGAGUCUUUACUAAAUACAAAGUCAAAAUGAACAUUAUGCUUUAUGCAUAUAGAUUAAUUAUUUUUUUAUUCAAAUAAAGAUGUAGCUACUGGUAUAAUUAAAAUAUUCACAAUUACGUAUUAGCAGUUUAUAUGUACAAAAUUAUAUAAUAUUUAAAACUUACAUUUUUAUAUGGUAUAGAUAUAAUUUAUACAUUUAUUAGCACAAAAGAGUAAAAUGGUAGUCAAUUAGAAAUAAAUAAUUAUAUAAGCAAAAAAAGUUGGAAAACUACACAUCCUAUUUUGAAUCUUCAUAAAAUGAAAUUAAUGUAUCAUUAAAUCAUAAUAUUUUUAAAAUUAUUAUGAAAUUUAAUUAAAUAAUCAAUAUAGAAAAAUAGUAAGAAAUACAAUUAUUUCCAAUUAAUAAAAGAGAUAAAGAGUAAAUAGUUUUUUUUGGUAAAAAAAAGUAAAUAGUUGUGCAUGUGAAGAAACACCAAUGCCCCAAGAUACAAUCAAACGUAUAAAUUCAGAAUACAAAUAAAUUAUUAUUUAAAGCAAACCUUCAUGCCCAAUAAACGAAUCAUUCAACGUAGAGGAAAUCCAAAUCCCUUGCAAAGAACAAAGAAUAUAAGAAGCUAUCAGAUAGAUCAUCCUCACAAUCACCAACCUUCGUUUAUUUCCCCGACAAAAUUAGAAUUAAGAGGCAAAUUUCAGCAAUAUUUUGCGCAUCUGUUGCAUUCUUUGAUAUUUAAAUAAUGGCAGUAACUAAGGAAGGUGGACCGACACAUUUUUACGAGGAAAUCGAACCCUUUUGUCGAUGGAGGAGAACGGAAGACGUCGACAUAGUUGAGCUACAUCUUCCUUCAGGUUUGAAGAAAGAGCAUCUUAAAAUACAAAUUAGCAACACCGGUAUACUAACAAUAACAGGAAGCUGUCCUGUGGACAAAACCAAAUCAAUCAAGUUUAGGAAAGAAACGAAAGUUGAAAAAAGUUGCAACAGAAAUGAGAUUCGUGCAAAGUUCUCAAAGGGAGUUUUAUACGUGACAAUGCCAAAGACAAGCCCCACAGCAGUGGCUCCUUAUAUUGGUUCUCAGGGAAACACAUCAGGAACUCGAGUCAGUAAAUCGGAUGCUGAUGGGAGUAAUAUAGCUAAGUGUGGACGUGAAUCUCAUAGUAAGUUUAGCUCAUUGAGGGAAAGACUAUGGAGGAAGCCAAUCAUUGAGGGUGUGGCAGCCCUGGUGGUUGUGGUUGUUGCUGUUGUAGGAGCGGUUAAAGCCUACCAAUGUGUUAUUGCAUCACCCGUUUGAUCAUAUUUCAAUAUGUCUACGUUGUUUCCAAUGGUAUAAUUAAAUAAAUAAUUUGUUUUUACUUUCUUUAAUA
Messenger RNA from Brassica rapa (field mustard), 9256 nucleotides. RefSeq lists its product as uncharacterized. The record is from RefSeq and is a predicted model, not a curated record. NCBI's taxonomy places the organism in Eukaryota, Viridiplantae, Streptophyta, Magnoliopsida, Brassicales, Brassicaceae.